AUGACCAGCCAUGGUCAGCCUGUUGAGAAGGUUGUUUUGAAACUGCUCAAGAGAGUGAUUCCCAGGCAGAAGAAAAGCAUCACUAUCAAGGACAUUGCGUUGUCUCGAGAAGAAAUAGACGGUGUUAUCCACAGUAACUUUAUAAAGCGUAUAGAGCCGAAGAGGAAGAGAGACUGGGAACAUGCUCCGGAAGAGAUCAGAAAUGUACUGAAAUACGUAUCUGUGUCUGAUGCUAUGCUGCAACCUCGGCUGCUGAGCUACUCUCCGUCGCCGUUCGAUAUAUACACGGAUCCCAAGGUUGUGGACUCUGGCAGCUCAAGGCUGUCACCGGCCAUAUUGCCUCGUUUAAGCGUUACACAGCUGUUGACCAAAUCAUGGUGUGAGCUUCAAGAGCUCUUCAGAAUAUGUACGCAACGUCGUAAGAAAACGUUGGCUCGAAUGGCAUCUGGCCAUCUUAUCCAUGACAAACUGGACCAAGGUUUGAAAGAAGAAGUUUCAAACGAACUUGCAAGACGCCUCGAUGUUGAAAGGUUAGACCCUACAGAACUUCCAACAGUUGUGUUUUCCUCUGAGGAUACACAGGCACUGAAUGUGCUAGCACAAAUAUCUAACCUCUCAGGGCUGUUGCUGAUUGGUGAAGCGAGAGAAGUGUACUGUCAUUCAUUUGUGAAUCUCGAUAAUGGGUUUGUGAAAGAUCCUCAUAGACAUGAUCUUCUAUUAACCGGUAUCAUUGACUAUUUGACAUUCGAAAAUGACCAAGGUCAAAUAGUACAACCAUUAAAAGAUUUCAACGACAUAAGGUGUGUUGAUGAUAUUCUCAAUGCUUUAAGACUUGUGGAGAGUGGGACCUUAUCUCUUGGAGUCUACGAUAUAAAAACUAGACGAGACCAUUCAAUACCUCGUCAAGCCUCGGUUCUUGAGAGUUCCAAGAACCAAAUUCAGAUGUAUGAGAUCAUGCUCUCAACUCUGGGGGAAACCUCUGAAUCAGGGAUGAGGAUGAUGGAGGAAUAUAUGGACAGGAAACACAUUGAUAUUGACAAACCAUUAUCCAAUGACUUUAUUCUGUACUCUCUCGCAUCCCUUCCGUUUAUCAAAGAAGAUUAUAUAAUGGUACAAUCGGGGGCUUUCCAUCUGAAGUAUAACUACUCUAUGAUAUGUGGUGAUCAUUCACAUUCAGAGAUGGAAACGUUCGAUGAAUUCUGUUCAGAAUUACCCAUUUCAAGCAAAUUACAAGAAUUUGCAAAUGAAAACUUUGGAGCAUUAUGCCAAAGCUGGAAAUCGCAUCUCACACUUCGUCAUCUCAUCAUCAUUCUUGUUGAGCUAGUGCAUUGCAUCACUACAUUAACAAACAAAAGAAGUCUGGCAGUCAAGUACUAUAAAGGUGCAGAUGACAAUUUCCAGACUGUCAGACUCUCACAGGAUAAGGCAAGCGUCAGUGCGCUUGUUAAAACCUCUCUAGCAUUUUGGUAUGGGCUCAGGGAAGUUGAACCAAUUGAACGCAACGCAAACAGUUACUAUGACAAAUGUCAGCAUUGUGACUUUAAAGAUUACUGUUCGUGGUCCAAAGGCAUGGUUGAACAAUACGUUGAUAGAAGAGUCAACAGCAUCUAG
Messenger RNA from Williopsis jadinii, 1611 nucleotides. RefSeq names its product Exo5p (gene EXO5). Lineage: Eukaryota; Fungi; Ascomycota; Saccharomycetes; Phaffomycetales; Wickerhamomycetaceae. Gene Ontology annotation, biological process: interstrand cross-link repair. Gene Ontology annotation, molecular function: single-stranded DNA 5'-3' DNA exonuclease activity. Bases 1 to 1611 code for a protein of 536 amino acids. The record is from RefSeq and is a predicted model, not a curated record. Gene Ontology annotation, cellular component: mitochondrion; nucleus. The transcript has a single exon.